AUGUCGAACCGAGUGAACAUCUUUUUCACUGGCUUGCAGAUCCUCAGCCUAAACGAUAUUAUCAAGUAUGGAACGCUAACGUUGUCCGUGUUUGCGAUCUUCAUAGAUACCGUCCUGCAGCGAGACACACAUCGGCUUGUGUGGGAAAAGAUCGCACUCAUUCGACUCAGUGCUCGGAAGGUCUACGUUGAGCGUUUCACACGCCACUACCUGUGGAAGUUUUAUGGCUACCUAGCGGUUAGUACGUUUCUCGAAGCACAAGUACUCUACCUUGCUUGGGAUGAUCCUUCCGAUCUGGCUUACUGGCUAGUGAUCAUGAUUUUGCACGCCUUCCUUCGGAUGCGCCACCUUUUUCACAUGUUCUUCAUCGACACACUGAAGAUACACCUGCAGAAGCUACAUUAUGAUUUGGUGGAUGCGGGUGAGUACAUGGCGGAUCUCGUUGAGCAGCCACAGGAUACGGCCGUGUUUCGAGCAAUGCACGCACAGUCUGUCGAUCGUCUGCUGAGCCUGAAGAGUGUAUACGGCCAGCUGUGGGAGCUUAGCGACUGUAUCAAUCGUAACUUUGGAUGGUCUCAGAUAUGUAACUUUACGGGAAACUUUGUGCAGCUAUCGUGCGAUCUAUACUGGUUCUAUAUGUCAAUGAAGUGGUUUGAGGUUUCAGAUUACAAAGUAAUCGUGAUUACGCUGCUACCAUCGACGUCUAUCAUUGUGCUGCUACUUAGCUCUGCCGAGUCUUGCCUUGGCGUGGCCGCCUCAUUGCAGUCUGCACUGUUGGAUAUUCCGAUGGGAAACGAUUCUACGUUUCGAAAGAUCAUUUAUCGCUUUGGCUUACAGGUUGCACAGCAACGGAUUCGUUUAACAGCACACGGACUGUUUGAGAUCAAUUAUUCACUGUUAAAAAUGUUUGGCACAGGAAUAACCACCUACAUGAUUAUUUUUAUAACGUUCUCAAAGGAUAUUAAACUGGAAGAUAUCGACGAUGAAUAG
Anopheles merus is the source of this 990-nucleotide messenger RNA. RefSeq names its product putative gustatory receptor 2a. Bases 1 to 990 code for a protein of 329 amino acids. Gene Ontology annotation, biological process: sensory perception of taste. NCBI's taxonomy places the organism in Eukaryota, Metazoa, Arthropoda, Insecta, Diptera, Culicidae. The transcript is spliced from 4 exons. Gene Ontology annotation, cellular component: dendrite; neuronal cell body; axon. The record is from RefSeq and is a predicted model, not a curated record.